AGUGUGGAGGAGCACUGACUGCAGACAGAGGUUCCUUCUCCUCGCCGUUCUUCCCCUCCAACUAUCCUCCAAAAACCACGUGUGUGUGGACCAUCGAGGCUCCAAAGGAGAAGUUUUUGAAGGUUCAGUUCAACAAGUUCUUCCUGGGGAAAUACAGCAGCCAGUGCCAGAAUGAUUAUGUGGAGGUCAACGGUCAGAGAUUGUGUGGCAGUAAACCGAAGAGCACCGUGGUCACCAGCCGGAAAAAUAAGAUGACGAUCACAUUUAAAUCGGACUCGUCUUACGUAGACCAGGGUUUCAUCGCAGAGUACGAAGCAUUCAUCCCGAAUAACCCGUGUCCGGGGAGGUUUCAGUGCACCAACAACCUCUGCAUCAACAGCACGCUGCAGUGCGACGGCUGGAACGACUGCGGAGACGGCAGCGACGAGGACGGCUGCA
Molecule: messenger RNA, 438 nt
Organism: Notothenia coriiceps (black rockcod)
Lineage: Eukaryota; Metazoa; Chordata; Actinopteri; Perciformes; Nototheniidae
Product: suppressor of tumorigenicity 14 protein homolog
Exons: 4
Molecular function (GO): protein binding
Source: RefSeq, a predicted model, not a curated record